AUGACGUCGUUAGACAGCAUUGGACAUUCCGCAAAGCCGUCGCAGUUCGAAAACAGAAGCGCGUCGGUGCAGCCAAAUCAGAUUCCGAGGAAUGAAAGUGCGCCUGCUACUCCCGUUCGUGGCAUGAUCGCACCUAUGUCGAUGUCUGUUGCUAGCAGCAGUAACUGCUCACUUGAGUGGCCCGUCGACAGAUUGUCCUCGGCUGCUCAAUUCGCGGCCUGUGACACUGAUUCGGACGGCUUUGUUAGUGGGAACGAUGUUAAGCAUGUUCUUCUCAAUUCAGGUCUUCCACAGAGCGAACUUGCGCAAGUUUGGGCACUGUCGGACAUCAAUCAAACUGGAAGACUCAAUCAAGAGCAGUUUGCACUAAUUAUUUUGCAUUUUAGUAUACAUCUUGUGAAUAUGCGCAAGCGUGGAGAAGAGUUGCCCUCAGCUCUACCUCCAUUCCUCAUUCCACCUUCUCUUCGUGCACUCUCAGUUCCGGAAAAUGGACACACCAACGACGGCAACGUUAAUACGAGCAACUUGAGCGCAGGUGACUCCGAAGAAAUGCGAAAAAUAACGGAGGAAAUGGAAAAACUGCUCGCGGACAGAAGGGAAGCCGAUGCUCAGGUUUCACAGUUAGAAGCAGAUAUGAAAGUUAAGGAUAGCCAAAUCAAAAACUUACAGGUGGAGCUUCGCACUCUGGAAGUCACUGUAAAGCAAUUGGAAAGGCAGAAAGCGGAAGCUGGACGCCGCCUCGCUGAUUUGGACGAACAAAUUAAGCAGUUAGAGUCAGCUGCUCUAGCUCAAGCGAAGAAAGCAGAAGAGGCACAAACUAGAUUGAAUCAGCUUGUGGAAGACACCCAGAAGGAUGCAGCUCAUGCUGAGGUGAUACUAUCAAAAAUGUGUAGUUAUAGUUGCCUAUCGCCUACUAUUUCUCCUUGUUAUACUAUAGCUGGAUGAAA
This is a messenger RNA of Cylicostephanus goldi, 947 nucleotides long. The record is from the annotation of a GenBank genome assembly. Lineage: Eukaryota; Metazoa; Nematoda; Chromadorea; Rhabditida; Strongylidae.